Puccinia triticina is the source of this 360-nucleotide messenger RNA. RefSeq lists its product as uncharacterized. The coding region runs from base 1 to 360 and encodes 119 amino acids. The transcript has 2 exons. NCBI's taxonomy places the organism in Eukaryota, Fungi, Basidiomycota, Pucciniomycetes, Pucciniales, Pucciniaceae. The record is from RefSeq and is a predicted model, not a curated record.
AUGCUGCCUUGCUCCUGGUGCCAUCAUCGUAUCAACAUUACCGUUGCAACUGGAACUACCGCCAAGCUCAACACCAUACAGGACCAGCUGAGUCGCCGCGAAGUCCGCCGGACGAAGAGCAACAGGCAGGUCAAUCGCGAGCGCUUCUUCGGCCACAAGGGCCCCUCCACCGUAUCACACGCUGUUGAUACUGAUGAGCACCAUAAGGAUGAGGACAAGUAUCGGGGCCGAGAAAUUCAGCUAUCCAGGCCGGGUAAAAGAUGGGGGUUGGUGACGGGUCCCGAACCACCCAAGAAGUGCCUUCAGAGCUCGUCGACGCCCUACAAAUCACCUCGAUUGCCUCAUCCAUGCCAGUCUUGA